GCCGUUGCCCCCGUCUCUGACUCACCAAUUUCCGCAAACCUCCUCUCUCUCAGCUCUUCGAAGAAGUAGAAAAGUCUUCCGUUUUGCACUGGUCCCCCGGCCCACGGAGUUUUCCAUCCUGUACUGUACAUCCUGGUUGUCCUAUAUAUUACUCUUAGUACACUCCUAAUUGUUCGAUGCGCUUAUAUUGUCUUGUUUUAUUAAUUUGGUUUCAUCAAUCUGUUUUGCCAGUCCAGAAUUGAACCUCCCAAGUGAUUGUCUUCAACUUUGUCAAUAUUUGAUUCUAUUUGUUUGUCUUUCGGUUCCAGUUCGGAUUCUGCGUCUCUCUUCCACCUUCGUUCGCUUUGUGUUUAGUUUUUUCUGCAUAUUAGGAGGUUUUCUGUUGAAUUUCGUUCGAAACGGUUUAAAGUUUAUAGUUCCGUAAGUAUAACUUUUUGGAUAACUUUUGUUUCCAAAAGUUGAGUUAAAAAGUUGCUGCUUCAAAUACCAUAUUCCUCAUUUUGUAUGUUCAAGUUAAUAACUUAUAAAUAGAUUUAUAGCAUAUGAUACAUUAAUUCUAGUUUAUAAUAAAAAUUACUUUGACAAUAUAAAGUUUCACAUCAAGAUGUUGUUAAUUUUACUUUUGUAAACAAAAUAUUCAUCUUAAUGCAAAUAUAUGCAAAUUUGGACUCUUUGGCCGUGGUGCAGGAAGAAGUAAUUCCUUGGGUUGACCAACUUUUCAGGGCUCGAUUCUUCAUUGGGAAAACCGUGUACGUUGUUAUAACCAAGAUGAGGAGUUUGGUAAUGAGAUGCUUCAGUUUUUGCAAGAACGGGGAUGUUGAGAGCCAAGGUUCCAAGAAGGAUGGUACAAUCAUUCCAAAAACGCUGGCCAAGUGCUACAAGCACUUCCAUUGGGAUGUGGCGUUUUUAGUGGUGUGCAUUGUUGCAAUAGCAGUGGAACCUAUCUUCUUUUAUCUUCCUGUCAUCAAGGAGGCUACCAAAUGCAUUGCUAUAGAUACCACUUUGAAAAUCAUUGCUAUUUGUGUGCGAUCGUUCCUGGAUUUGAUUGCUCUUGGGGAUCUGGUUGCAAGAAAAAAAAUAUAUAUAAAGAGCCAUGACAUGAUGAGUACUUCAGACUACGUAAUUAACAUUCUCAGCAUUCUUCCAGUUCCACAGGUUAUAGUGCCAAUUAUAUUUUUAGACAUGAGAGAUUAUAAAUCCCGGCACAGAAGGAAAGUCCUAAAUGCAGUUGUUCUUUUGCAAUAUGUGCCAAGACUUUUCCGUGUCUACAGAUUGUGGAAAAGAGUCAACGAGACUAUUGUUAAAAAGAAUGCAGAAAGCUCCAAGAAUAAGAUCCCAACCAAAGGUAGUAGUACCAAUAAAGUGAAUGCAGAAAGCAACAAGAAUAUGAAACGUUUUAUAGUGAUGAAAGCUGGAUUCAACCUUUUACUGUAUCUCGUUGCCAGUAAUGUACUAGGUGCUUUUUGGUACUUCGCCUCCAUCCAACGAGAGACCACGUGCUGGCAAUUGGCCUGCAAAAAUGAUAUUGGAUGUAGCAAGACUAGUCCUUCUUUUAACUGUGGUGAUGGUUUUGGAAAUUACACGUUUUUAAAUGAUUCUUGCUCUUUAGAAACACGAAAUACCCCUCUCUUUGAUUUUGGAAUAUUCCAAGAAGCCCGUCAAUCUGGUAUAUUGGCGUCCAAGGAUUUUUUCCGGAAGAACAUAUAUUGUUUUUGGUGGGGCCUGCGAAAUUUGAGUUCAUUUGGUCAAAACCUUGAAACAAGUUCUGAUUACUGGGAAAACUACUUCACAAUUUUAAUCUCGAUCUUUGGCAAGCUUCUGUUUUUAUACUUCAUCAGAAAUUUGCAGGUGUACAUGCAGUGGGAGACAUCGAUGGGAUGCAUGACCCGUGUUGUUAUCAUUCCGACGCCUCGAUUUCCACUUGUUCGUAUGUGGAAGUUGAGGGCGUCACAUAUAUCUAAGCUGUUGGAGGUGAUAUAUGAAGAGCAUGAUGAGAUAUCUAAGCUGUUGGAGGUCAUAUCUAAAAAGCAUGAUGAGAUAUCUAAAGAGUAUAAUGAGAUAUCUAAGCUGUUGGAGAAUUCUAACCUAUUGGAGACAUAUAAGCGGACUAAAUUAAUACGUAGCAUCGAGUGUUGGAUAAGCACAAUCGGACUCCCCAACAAGUUAAAACAGAUAAUCAUGAGCCAUACUGUGAACCCAAUACCGCAAGAUGAUCAAAAGAAAGAUAUUGAUACAGAGAAUCCAUUCUCUCAUCUUCCCACACCACUUGGAAGAUUGAUUAAGCUCCAUCUUUGCUUGCCCCUGCUAAGGACACUACAUUGUUCGAGAGGGAGAGCCACUGGAUACGAUGAUCUUUGUGGUGAAAGGAAUUGUGUGGACUAUACAAGUAUUCAUGGUGAUAAAACUGGUUGUCUUAAGAAAGGUGACCUCUUUGGAAGACAUCUUGUAGAAUGGGCACUGGAAUCCCCCGGACUAUCCGGCAUUCCCUUAUCAACAAGGACUCUAAAAUGUCAUACAAAAGUUGAAGCUUUUUGUCUUAUGGCUGGCGAUCUCAAGGAUAUGAUAUAUCAAUACUGGUGGAGAUUUAGCAAGUUCAACAACAUCAUCAAAUCUGAUUCAGAACAGCUAAAGCAUUUUGCAGCUUCAUGCAUCCAAGCAGCAUGGCGCUGUCAUGCCAUCUAUCCUAAAAACAUAUGUACUUGAAUGAGAUAAGGCUACUGCCGCCGGUAGCUCCCCAAGUAAUUUAGAUUAUAGUAUCACUUAAUAAUUAAUCUAAUAUUAUCAGAUACUCUUGCUAUUUAACGAAAGAUAAUAUAUAAUUUGUUUAAGCA
Carya illinoinensis is the source of this 2831-nucleotide messenger RNA. Its product is annotated as cyclic nucleotide-gated ion channel 1-like. The transcript has 8 exons. The record is from RefSeq and is a predicted model, not a curated record. The coding region runs from base 646 to 2703 and encodes 685 amino acids. NCBI's taxonomy places the organism in Eukaryota, Viridiplantae, Streptophyta, Magnoliopsida, Fagales, Juglandaceae.